UGUUUUGUAAGUCUCUUUUAUUAUGUAGUUCCCCUAUUUUCAUUCUCUCUUUUUAUUUCAUGACAUUUAUUUGACGGAGAAGCAUUCAUUUGUUCUAAAGAAAGUUUUACCUUCUUGACCAAUUGCUUCCUCGUGGUGACAUUUAACUUGUUUCACUGUCCCUGGUCUUACCUGCAAGCUAGCAGGUAGAUUUAGAAACUUGAUUAGAUACAGGUUCAGUUAUUUUUAGACAGAAAUACUUCAUAGACGGUGCUGUAUACACUUUUUGUCAUUUUAAUGACCAAGGACUUUUGGGACUCAAACAUUUGGGAUGGACUGAGAAUAAAAACCACUCAGUUUUGCAGGGGGAAAGGAAAGACACUGUGUGAAUCCAGUGGCAGCAGUUAUUGGAAAAAAUAAAAUCACUGGCUUUAUUACUCAAUAAAUUGAGCCUCUUUGGCCACUCUGAUUAUGAAGGAGAGGUGUAAUGGAAUUUUCAAAUUGCAUUUUUCAUGAGGGAUCCAAAUUCAGUAGACAUGUGAGUUGGCAGACAAGGUGGUUUGAAAACCAGCCCCACGGCUCUGAACGUCUCAGGCUGUGGAGAGGAGAGAGGGUUGUAGACACAGCCCGCCCUUUUACUCCCACCUCGUGGGAUGGGAGCAGGGCUCCUUGGAGCAGCAGUCCUGUGGCUGGGCCGCUGGGAGGUGCUGUGUCGUGGGGCUCCUAAACCUCAGGUGGCCAGAAGCGGCUGGUUGUAACGUUGGUCUUUGGCAUCUUGACCACCUGCCCCAGCAAUCCUACUGGAGCCAAGCAAAGCUAAGGGAUUGUGGUCUGUGCACCAGAGGUGCCUGGGAUGUGUCUGCUUGGGCUCUCUGUCUGGUAGGCUGGGCCACGCAGAGGGCCCCUGGGAGCAAGAGGCUGGAAAUAGAUGCCAUAUUCCAAGGCUUGUGGAGCUUGACAGCGCUGAGUUUCUGGCAGUGAGACCUCCUAGGAACCCACUGAAGCAGCUCAUACGAGGAAGAAUGAGCUUUAGGUAUUUGCCAGGCCCAGAGAAUGGGGUGCCAGCCUACAGUGGAAUCAGGUCCUCUGCUGUCCUCUGCUGCAGAUUUGGAAGGCUAUCAUGGGCAUGAAUGUGAAAAUUUGGAGGUUUCAGCUCACUUGUUGCUUCUGCCUGGAAGACUAUCCUCUAGAAGUAGGAAAAGUGCUCCUCAUGCCAGUUGACUCCAAGAGACGAGAAGUGUUUUAGAAGGAAAUGGAUGAAGGCAGCUCAGGGGGCCCCAAACGCGUGCUCCCUGUGGUCUAGUCCGAGGAAGCCCUUCCGCGGGGCCCAGACGUUCUGGGAUGUCACCAGUGCUGGACGCAUGGCUGAUUCCUGAAUGACGAUGGUUCGCCGGGGGCUGCUUGCGUGGAUCUCUCGGGUGGUGGUUCUGCUGGUGCUUCUCUGCUGUGCCAUCUCCGUCCUCUACAUGUUGGCCUGUACUCCCAAAGGCAACGAGGAGCAGCUGGGGCUGCCCCGGGCCAACAGCCCCACGGGGAAGGAAGGGUACCAGGCUGUCCUGCAGGAGUGGGAGGAGCAGCACCGCAACUACAUCAGCAGCCUCAAGAGGCAGAUCGCACAGCUGAAGGAGGAGCUACAGGAGAGGAGUGAGCAGCUCAAGAAUGCACAGUACCAUGCCAGCGAUGCCGCGGGCCUGGGCCCUGAGCGGGGCGCCCCUGAGAAAACCCAGGCUGACCUGCUGGCCUUCCUGCACUCACAGGUGGACAAGGCGGAGGUGCAUGCCGGCGUCAAGCUGGCCACUGAGUACGCCGCAGUGCCUUUCGAUAGUUUCACCCUGCAGAAAGUGUACCAGUUGGAGACUGGCCUGACCCGCCACCCCGAGGAGAAACCCGUGAGGAAAGACAAGCGGGAUGAGUUGGUAGAAGCUAUCGAGUCAGCCUUGGAGACCCUGAAUAGCCCUGCGGAGAGCAGCCUAAAUCAGCAUCCUUACACAGCCUCGGAUUUCAUAGAAGGGAUCUACCGCACGGAAAGGGAUAAAGGCACUUUGUAUGAGCUCACGUUCAAAGGGGACCACAAGCACGAAUUCAGACGACUGGUCUUGUUUCGACCGUUUGGCCCUAUCAUGAAAGUAAAAAAAGAAAAACUCAACAUGGCCAACACACUUAUCAAUGUGAUCGUGCCCCUGGCAAGGAGGGUGGACAAGUUCCGACAGUUCAUGCAGAAUUUCAGGGAGACGUGCAUCCAGCAGGAUGGGAGGAUUCAUCUCACCGUUGUUUACUUUGGGAAAGAAGACAUGAACGAGGUCAAGGGAAUACUUGAAAACACUUCCAAAGCUGCCAACUUCAGGAACUUCACCUUCAUCCAGCUGAACGGAGAGUUUUCCCGGGGAAAGGGACUUGACAUUGGAGCCCGCUUCUGGAAGGGUAGCAAUGUCCUUCUCUUUUUCUGUGACGUUGACAUCUACUUCACCUCUGAAUUCCUCAAUACCUGUCGGCUGAACACACAGCCAGGGAGGAAAGUAUUUUAUCCUGUCCUUUUCAGUCAGUACAAUCCUGGCAUCAUAUACGGCCAUCACGAUGCGGUCCCGCCCUUGGAACAGCAGCUGGUCAUAAAGAAGGAAACUGGAUUUUGGAGAGACUUUGGAUUUGGGAUGACAUGUCAGUAUCGGUCAGACUUCAUCAAUAUAGGUGGGUUCGAUUUGGACAUCAAAGGCUGGGGCGGAGAGGACGUGCACCUGUAUCGCAAGUACCUCCACAGCAACCUCAUAGUGGUGCGGACGCCCGUGCGGGGGCUCUUCCACCUCUGGCACGAGAAGCGCUGUGUGGACGAGCUGACCCCCGAACAGUACAAGAUGUGCAUGCAGUCCAAGGCCAUGAACGAGGCCUCCCACGGGCAGCUGGGCAUGCUGGUCUUCCGGCACGAGAUAGAGGCUCACCUUCGCAAACAGAAACAGAAGACAAGCAGCAAAAAAACAUGAACUCCCAGGGAUACAUUUGGGGAGAUGUUUCAUUUUUCCUUUUGCAAUUAACCUGACAAGUGGCUGCAACAAGGAAAAGAUUUUCGUAAAGGGCAAGAAAGAAUUUGGCUGAUGAGUAACCGAUGGGAGGAGAGAGCCUCCAGUUUCUGCCUACGUGGUUUUAUGCAGCAGGAACUAACACCCCGCCACACACACACAUUGCCUGCAACAGUAGCCCCAACGCACCCUCCCCAGCGUCUGACAAAGGAGAGUGAUUGUGAGACUAGAAGCUUGAUGAUGUGGACGUUUUGAUUGUGUUUGCAGCACAGUGAGAUCUGUGUUUUUUAUGCUCAUUGAAAUAUUCAUGAAUUACAGCCAGUUUUGAGAAAAUCCAUUAGAAUGAAAGGCAAACAGAUUUCUCCCCAUCUGAAUGAUUAUGUCAGUAGGGCUGUAGUGUUUAGGAAUGUUAAAAAUCAGAAGGCAGCCGAGAAGACUACAUGAACAUUCAAAGAUAGCCUCAUUGCGCUCUUGUGAGUAUACAAAGGAAAACCAAAUGGACUAGACAAGAAAGAAUAACUGUGUGUCCUUUCCCCCCAAGAUUAACCAAAAAUGAUCUGCUCAUCUUUUCUGUUGUAGUUUUAACUAUGCCCAUUUGUUAAUUUUAUUUUAAAAACGCACUUUCCUUUUGCUCAAGAGUUAUGUUUUGCUUAUUUAACGACCAAUUCCCAAGCCUUACUCAGAGAGCACAAGUUAGCACACACUUUUCUGUUCUUUAAGAAGACACUUUUGGGUACAUCAUGGGAGCUUCCCGUUCCGAGCAGCGGAUGAUGCCCGUCCCCGAGGCCAGGCCGAGCGAGCGCCGGCCCUGUCAGGCCCUGGUGUCGGACCUUCGUCGUGGGGAGGGCGUGUGCGGGGCCACUGCCGGAUCAAAGACACACACACACUUUACACCAUGAGCGAUGCUAAAGAGGAGCCACUGCACACUGGAGGGAAACAAAAGUAUACUUUUUUUUUAUCUUGACAGAAAAGGAAACUCUUUCAAACUGGUGGUACCUUGAUUUAUUCAAAAGCAAGAACACACAAUUUGUCCUCAGGAGAACUGGGGCUCGCUUCCUUACUUGUUUAAACAAACCAAAGUAAAUACCGUGUGAACCAAACAAUCUCUUUUCCAAGCAGGGUGCUCUUCCUGGCAUCUGGCUGCCACGAGAAGAAUGGCAGGAAAAUGUAUUUGUGAAAGAUCACUUCAUCUGCCGGAGUCUCUCGUGGGAAGGAAGAUUUUGCUACACGUUCACCUGCCCCAGUCCAGGGGGACAUAACUUUGUUGUUUUUUAAAUGAAGCAGUUCUACUCAGUCACCAAGACGCUUCUGAAAAUUGCAUUUUAUCACAGUUUCCAACUAUUUAAAAAAUAAAUGGAGUUAACAUUGA
Phyllostomus discolor (pale spear-nosed bat) is the source of this 4359-nucleotide messenger RNA. RefSeq names its product chondroitin sulfate N-acetylgalactosaminyltransferase 1 (gene CSGALNACT1). The record is from RefSeq and is a predicted model, not a curated record. The coding region runs from base 1356 to 2954 and encodes 532 amino acids. Lineage: Eukaryota; Metazoa; Chordata; Mammalia; Chiroptera; Phyllostomidae. Gene Ontology annotation, molecular function: glucuronosyl-N-acetylgalactosaminyl-proteoglycan 4-beta-N-acetylgalactosaminyltransferase activity. Gene Ontology annotation, cellular component: Golgi cisterna membrane. The transcript is spliced from 8 exons.